Molecule: messenger RNA, 2229 nt
Organism: Nanorana parkeri
Lineage: Eukaryota; Metazoa; Chordata; Amphibia; Anura; Dicroglossidae
Gene: DOK7
Product: docking protein 7
Exons: 10
Coding region: 32-1942 (636 amino acids)
Biological process (GO): positive regulation of protein tyrosine kinase activity; neuromuscular junction development
Molecular function (GO): protein kinase binding
Source: RefSeq, a predicted model, not a curated record
AGGCAGCAGCUGUUUGGAACCAUGACUGAAGAUGACGGAUUCGGUUGUGGUGGAGGGUCAAGUCAGAUUGAGAGAUGGAAAAAAGUGGAAGAAUAGGUGGCUGCUGCUUAGGAAGCCCUCUCCUGUGGCAGACUGCCUGCUGAUGCUGAUCUACAAGGAUAAGUCGGACAGGACGAAGGGGCACAAGGAGAAGAGCAGCGUCACAUUGGAGGACAUCUGUGGAGUAGAUGCUGGGCUUUCCUAUGAGGGCAUGGGUUACAGUGUGGCCAUCAUCUGCUUCUCACAAGUCGUCAUGCUAGGGUUUGAUAAUAAAGACAUUAUGAAUGCCUGGGAUGUACGGAUACGUUACAGCUUAGGGGAAGUUCACAGAUUCCAUGUUGGAGUAUUGCCUGGCACCAAACUGGAAAGUGGACCUGCAACACUGCAUCUGUGCAAUGACAUCUUAGUUCUUGCUAGAGAUCUUCCACCAGUUGUGAUUGGGCAAUGGAAGUUGUCUGACUUAAGACGAUAUGGGGCUGUGCCAAAUGGCUUUGUCUUUGAAGGAGGAACACGGUGUGGAUACUGGGCUGGUGUGUUUUUCCUCUCAAGUUCAGAAGGAGAUCAGAUCAGUUUCCUUUUCGACUGUAUUGUCCGAGGCAUCUCUCCAACGAAAGGACCCUUUGGACUUCGCCCAGUACUCCCAGAUCCAAAUUUAAACCCUGCUUACAUGGAGGACAGAGUGGCCCAUGAGACUCUGCAGUUGGAGAAACGGCUUAGCAUGCUGUCUCAUCACAGCCUAGGCGGAGACGAUAGAAGUAUAUCCAGCUCUUCCUCAGACACCAGCCAUUCGGAUGCCAGUGCAGGGAGCAGACUGACCAUAUGGGCAGAGCCUUCUUCAGCUAGCACAUCUGCUGAGAGUCAUGGGAUGGCAGCAGCAAAGGGCAUCCACCUGGGAGAAGAUAAAUCCUAUGCUGAAGCCUUUCGGGCCUCCAAGCCACCUCCUAAGCCUGCUGCAUCUAGACAUUUACAGGAAAUUGGACGUCAAAGCUCUUCCGACAGUGGCAUAGCUACGGGCAGUCACUCUUCUUACUCAGGGAGCUUUUCCUCCUAUGCUGAGAGUCUGGACAUUUGCCAUGGUGAAGAGUUUGGGUCGUUGCUUAGCUUACCCUUAACCAUGGCUACAGAUCAAAAUCUAUGCACGUGUCAGCAUGCUGAUCCACAGAGAGGGUCUGAAUAUCAGAUUCCGGCCUCGGUCAGACAUCUCUACGACACACCCCGAAGUGUAUUACAGGCAGCUGCUCGAGAAACUCAACACAAGAGUUCAGAUUCCACUUUAUCCAAGGACCAGGCACAAGGAACUCAAAGCAUUAGUGAUGCUAAGCUAUUGGUACCCCAUGGAGAGGCCAGAGCCUCAUCUUUACUGCAGGAAAGCAAAGACUCAGGCGAUGAAACCUAUGUGGAUUUGGUUCCAAAGUGGACAGCUACAAAAGCACAGCCACAGGGAACUAAACCCAAAGGAAGUGACUUGGCUGCUACAGGCACAAGUAACACUUGUGAAAUCUGUAGCCCUCAUCCUGGUGUUACAAGGGCAUUUUUUGCAGCUUGCCCGGUAUGCGGAGGACUAAAGGGUGCUACAGCCCUGCAUCCGGGAGCUUCAACCACAUCUCCUCUGCAAGGGGCAGCAGGUUAUCCAGCCGAGCCACUGGUUUCUGACCGACCUCGCAGUGAGACAGCAACUUAUGUAAAUAUCCCUAUCAGCCCUACAUCAAAGAAACAGCUCCAUUACAUGGCAUUAGAACUUCAAGAUCCUAGUACAGGAAUACGAGGAGGAGGUUCCACAAGGUAUGCUCACAUAGACAUUGCUGCAACUGAAACAGCUCAUAAAGUGGGUUCCCAGCACGCUCAAGCCAGAGAAGAACGUCUUCAGGAGUUGGAGCAGAAGAAAAAAGGACCUCAGCAAUGAUCUGACACAUAUGAAGAGCAAAUCUAGAGAUUAAGGCCGAGGAACCUCAAUGCUUUUUGCAGUAGAAGAAAUGGUACUAAGAAUUAGGUGCAUAACUUUUGGUGGCUCAUCAGCAAUGUUGGGUCAACUGAGUUACAAACACUCCUUUUUAAACGUGUACUGAAACCUAACCUCAAGGGUAUGUGGUUAUCCUAGCACAACUUUUAGCAACUAAGGAAUUUUGUGUGGUCUGUUGACACAGGGGUCAUUCCAAAAGUGAUAUUCCUUCCUGGAAAUUAGAUAGUUUU